Monopterus albus (swamp eel) is the source of this 3142-nucleotide messenger RNA. RefSeq names its product phosphofructokinase, liver a (gene pfkla). Bases 166 to 2511 code for a protein of 781 amino acids. Gene Ontology annotation, cellular component: 6-phosphofructokinase complex; cytoplasm; membrane. The transcript has 22 exons. Gene Ontology annotation, molecular function: 6-phosphofructokinase activity; identical protein binding; fructose-6-phosphate binding. The record is from RefSeq and is a predicted model, not a curated record. NCBI's taxonomy places the organism in Eukaryota, Metazoa, Chordata, Actinopteri, Synbranchiformes, Synbranchidae. Gene Ontology annotation, biological process: fructose 6-phosphate metabolic process; fructose 1,6-bisphosphate metabolic process; canonical glycolysis.
GACAGGGCGGAGUCACCGUGGAGAGAUUUGCGGAGGUUUGUUGGCAACAAGGAAGCGACGUUUGGAUUAAGCUCAGACUCACGACGCAAAACCCUUUGGUUUGCUCGUUAACAGACGUUCCUUAAUUUCCGCAUAGUUUCGUUGUUUUAAACUGAGUGGGUCAAAAUGUCCUCGUCGAUGGACUUGGAGAAACUGAAGAUGACGGGAGCUGGUCGGGCCUUAGCGGUGCUGACCAGCGGUGGAGAUGCACAAGGGAUGAACGCUGCUGUCCGAGCUGUGGCCCGAAUGGGUAUUUAUGUGGGGGCCAAGGUCUACCUCAUUUAUGAGGGAUACCAGGGCCUGGUCGACGGGGGAGACUGCAUCAAAUUGGCAAACUGGCAGAGUGUGUCCAACAUCAUCCAGCUGGGUGGGACUGUGAUAGGUAGUGCCCGAUGCAAGGCCUUCAUGACCCGUGAGGGCAGGCUUGCCGCUGCCUUCAACUUGAUGAAGAAAGGCAUCACCAACCUGUGUGUGUGUGGUGGGGACGGCAGCCUCACCGGAGCCAACAUCUUCCGCAACGAGUGGAGCAGUCUGCUGGCAGAGCUUGUCCAGAAAGGAAGGAUCCUAGACACUCAGGCCAAUAAGCACGGUCACCUGAAUAUCGUGGGGCUUGUGGGCUCCAUAGACAAUGACUUCUGUGGCACCGACAUGACCAUUGGAGCCGACUCUGCGCUGCACCGCAUCAUGGAGAUAAUUGAUGCUAUCACAACCACUGCGCAAAGCCACCAGCGCACUUUUGUUUUGGAAGUCAUGGGGCGCCACUGUGGAUAUCUGGCCUUGGUGUCAGCGCUGGCAUCUGGGGCAGACUGGCUAUUUAUCCCAGAGGCUCCUCCGCUGGAGGGCUGGGAAGAUCGUAUGUGUGACCGUCUAGCGGGGAGCCGCACAAAGGGAUCCAGACUCAACAUCAUAAUUGUUGCAGAAGGAGCCAUUGACACAAAUGGCAAGCUCAUCUCCUCAACUUAUAUAAAAGAUCUUGUGGUAAAACGGUUGGGUUACGACAGCAGAGUGACAGUGCUUGGACAUGUUCAGCGAGGAGGAACUCCCUCAGCGUUUGACAGAAUACUGAGCAGUAAGUUGGGUGUGGAGGCGGUGGUCGCCCUGUUGGAGGCGUCUCCCGACACCCCACCCUGUGUCAUUGGCCUGUCGGGGAACCACUCUGUUCGUCUGCCUCUAAUGGAGUGCGUGGAGCUGACCAAGUUGGUGCAGAAAGCCAUGAAUGAGAAGCGGUUUGAUGAAUGUGUCGCACUGCGUGGAGGGAGUUUCGAGAACAACUGGAACAUCUACAAGCUGCUUGCCUUCCCGAAGCCGGCCCAAUCUGAAAGCAAUUUCUCUUUGGCUAUUCUGAAUGUGGGAGCUCCAGCUGCAGGGAUGAACGCAGCGGUGAGGUCAGCUGUGAGAUUAGCACUCACUCAUGGACACAAGGUCUACGCUGUCAAUGAUGGAUUUGAAGGACUGGCCAAUGGAGCAGUUUUUGAGAUUGAAUGGCACUAUGUGGCUGGAUGGACGGGCCAAGGAGGCUCACUACUAGGGACAAAACGAACUCUUCCAAAAACAAUGAUGGAGAAGAUUGUGGAGACCAUUGGCAAGUUUAAAAUCUCAGCUUUGCUCAUAAUUGGAGGAUUUGAGGCAUAUGAAGGUGUGCUGCAGCUGGUUGAAGCCCGGGGUCAUUAUGAAGAGCUCUGCAUCCCCAUGUGUGUCAUUCCUGCCACCAUCAGCAACAACGUCCCUGGAACUGACUUCAGCAUAGGAGCAGACACCGCUGUCAACGCUGCCAUGGAGGGUUGUGACAAGAUCAAGCAGUCUGCCUCUGGGACUAAGAGAAGAGUGUUUGUGGUGGAGACUAUGGGUGGAUUCUGUGGCUAUCUGGCAACCUCCACUGGUAUCGCUGUGGGUGCUGACGCAGUCUACAUCUAUGAAGACCCCUUCAACAUCCAUGACCUGACUACCAAUGUGGAGCAUUUAACUGAAAAGAUGAAGAAGGACAUCCAGCGGGGUCUAGUACUGAGGAAUGAAAGAUGCCAUGAGAACUACACUACAGAUUUCAUCCAUAAGCUGUAUUCAGCUGAAGGAAAGGGCGUCUUUGACUGCAGAGUCAAUAUACUGGGACACCUGCAGCAGGGAGGGGUGCCUUCUCCCUUUGACAGAAAUUUUGCCACCAAGUUGGGUGUGAGGGCUGUCGAGUGGAUUUCACAGCAAAUAACUGAAAGCUUCCGACAAGGCCGUGUGUUCGCCAACUCAGCAGAUACAGCAUGUGUACUUGGCCUCAACAGGAAGGUCAUCGCAUUCACCCCCGUCACUAAACUGAAGGCUGAGACAGAUUUUGAGCACCGGAUGCCCAAGGUCCAGUGGUGGUUUCAUUUGCGGCCAAUGCUAAAAAUGCUGGCCAAGUACCAGACCAACUUCUGUGAGUAUGUCCCAGGAGAGAUUGCACAUGUGACUCGACGCUCCAUCAGCAUCGACUGUGGGUUCUAGGCUCUCUGAAACUACAGUAUACUUUCUCCAUUUUUAACCCUUAUCUGUCCAUUCUUUCUUUCUAUGCAGACUACACAUUUUAGGAAUGGCUUUUAAUCUGAUGCUAUGUGUGUUUACAAGUCUGAACCAGUAUAUUAUGUAAACAUGUACUUCAAGUAUUCAUUUAUUGACUGAGGUAUUUAAUGCAGAUACUCCUUAUGCCAAGAAAGCCGUUGUAUAGGCUGCCAUAAAAACACACCCAGGUGUUGUACUAAAGCAUUAUAUAAAACAAAUCAGACAUAGUCUGAUCCAUUUUCAUAGAAAAAGUGUGCAAUGCAUGUUUCUCGUUAACUUCUGGAGACCUUCUAUUAUGUGCCCAGUGGUUGAGAUAUGCUUCUGAUGCACUUUAUGUCAGUAUGACUCAGGGGACCAGUGAGAUGUUAGUUUCCUUUUACUUAUACACUGGAUGACUGAAAUCCUGCUUCUUUUAUUACUUACUGAACAAACUAAACAGCAAAUCACAAAAUAUUAAGCAGUUUAUUACACUGUAUUAAAAACUAUAUACUUCACAGCUUCUGAAACUGGUGAAAAAAAAUGAACUUGCAUUGUGUUUUUGUUAUUAAUGCUAUAUCUGUCUUCAAUAAACUCAUUC